UCAGUUCCUUCCUACUCGUCCCCCUUUCCCCUCUGAUCUCCCUUGGCAAACCUGUCAGACCACUAAGGGAGCGUCUCGUGCAGCGCUUGUCCGUUAGGGUUGCAUCUGGUGGAUUCCUAAACGACGCUUAGCUUGGUUGCGCGAAGGAGCCAGCCAUGGCGACUUUCGCCAAGCCGGAGAAUGCGCUGAAGCGCGCUGAAGAGUUGAUGAACGUGGGGCAGAAGGCGGCGGCCCUGCAGUCCCUGCACGACCUGAUCACGUCGAAGCGGUACCGCACAUGGCAGAAGCCGCUGGAGCGCAUCAUGCUCAAAUACGUGGAGCUGUGCGUCGACAUGCGCAAGGGCCGCUUCGCCAAGGACGGGCUUAUCCAGUACCGCAUCGCCUGCCAGCAGGUGAACGUGCAAUCGCUGGAGGAGGUGGUGAAGUAUUUCCUCAAGCUUGCCACAGAGAAGGCGGAGCAGGCGCAGGCGCAGGUGGAGGCGGCGGCGGCGGAAGCCGCCCUGGGGGAGGUGGCGGACCUGGACGCGGAGAAGAGCCCCGAGGACCUGAUGCUGGGGUUCGUGAGCGGCGAGAAGGGCAAGGAGCGCACGGACAGCGAGCUCGUCACGCCGUGGUUCAAGUUUCUUUGGGAGGCGUACAGAACGGUGCUGGACGUGCUGCGGAACAACUGCAAGAUGGAGGCGCUCUACGCGAUGACGGCGCACCGGGCGUUCGGCUUCUGCCAGCAGUACAAGCGCACGAACGAGUUCCGCCGCCUCUGCGAGAUCCUCCGCAACCACCUGGUGAACCUCAACAAGUACCGCGACCAGCGCGACCGCCCCGACCUCGCCCUGCCCGAGACCCUCCAGCUCUAUCUCGACACCCGCUUCGAGCAGCUCAAAGUCGCCACCGAGUUGGGCCUUUGGCAGGAGGCGUUUCGCUCGGUGGAGGAUAUACACGGGCUGAUGCUGCUGUCGAAAAAGGCGCCCAAGCCCCAGCUCAUGGCGGUUUACUACGCUCGCCUCACGCGGAUUUUCGCCAUGGCGGCUGUGGAGACGGAUUCGGAUGGCAUUGGGAGCAGCGGCGGGGGGUCGAGCGGCAGCGCCCGUUUGUAUCACGCGUACGCGUGGUAUAAGCUGUACCUGUUGCAGAGGAGCUAUAAUAAGAACCUUAAGGAUAAGGACCUGCAGCUGCUGGCUUCCGCCGUGGUGCUGUCCGCGCUGGCGGUGCCCCCGUAUGAGCGGUACGCGGGGGGCGCGGGCGCGGGGAAGGGGGGCGCGGAGGGGGAGCUGGCGCGCGAGAAGGCGGUGCGGAUGGCGAACCUGCUGGGCGUGGUGGUGGACCCCAAGAAGGACCCGCGCCAGAUGCUCUCCCGCUCAGCUCUGCUGCAGGAGAUCUCCACCAAGGGCGUGCUGGCGUUUGUGCUGCCCCAAGUGCGCGAGCUGCACCACCUGGUGGAGGUCGACUUUCUGCCGCUCGACCUCGCCUCGCGCGUGCACCCGCUGCUGCAGCGCCUGCCCGAGCUCAGCGACGUGAAGCUGUCUGCCGCGAGCCCCGUGCCCAAGGUCGAGCUGCAGGCUUACACCCCUGCGCUGCAACGCCUGGCCACUCUGCGCGUGCUGCAGCAGGCGUCCCAAGUGUACGAGGUGAUGACCAUCCCGUCUCUCUGCCGCAUGGUGCCUUUCGGCGACCUCGUCUUUGUGGAGCGCGUGCUGGCGGAAGCUGUGGGCGAGGGCUUUGUGCACGUCCGCCUCGACUUCUGCGAGGGGACCGUCAAGUUCGGCGCGGAUGAGCUCGAGUCCGACCGCGUCCGCAGCCACCUGGCCACCAUGGCGCGCCACCUCGACCGGGCUGUAGCCCUCAUCCGCCUCAAGGCGCCUGCGCCCGCGCCGGAAGCUGCCGAGCAGCUUCCCCCAGCGGAGGAGAUCCAGGCUGCAGUGGAGAAGGAGCACCGGCGGCUGAUUGCACGCAAGACGCUCAUUGAGAGGCGCAAGGAGGAGGCGGAGCGGGAGGUCAUUGAGAAGGAGCGGGAGGAGCAGACGGCGAAGCUGAAGCAGCAGCGGCUGACAGAGGAGGCCGAGGCCAAGAGGCUGGCUGCAGAGUCGGCCAGGAGGGAGGAGGAACGCAUUCGACGGGAGAUCGAGGCGAAGGAGCUGGAGGAGGCGAGGCAGCUGCUGCUGGAGUCGGAGAAGAGGAAGGGCAAGAAGGGCAAGAAGAACCUCGAGGACACUAUGCGGCUGGACAAGCGGCAGCUGAUGGAGGAGGCGCUUUCCGAGCAGCUCAAGGAGAAGCAGGAGGCGGAGAGGCGCCUGCAGAAGCUGGUGCGCACUCUGGAUCACCUGGAGCGGGCGCGCAGGGAGGAGGAGAAGCCUCUGCUGGAGGCGGCGUACCAGCAGCGGCUGGUGGAGGAGAGGGCGUGGUUCGAGCAGCAGCAGGCAGAGGCGGCGGAGCAGAGCAAGAAGCAGCACGAGCAGGACCUUGCUGAGAAGAUCCGCCUGUCGCGCAUGCUGGGAGACAAGGAGGAGUUCCAGGAGCAGGAGGAGUUCCAGGAGCAGGUGGUCGGUCGCCGGCGCGGCGAGUUCGAGAGGCUUAAGAGGGAGAGGGAGGAGAAGGUGGCGGAGCUGCGUGAGCUGCGGCGCACGGAGCGGGUGAUGCUGCGGAAGAGGGAGAUGUUCCGCCGGCAGGAAGAGGCCAAGGCGCUCAAGGCGUGGGAGGAGACCGAGCGGCGCAAGAGGGAAGAGCUGGAGCGCAAGCGCAAGGAGGAGGAGGAGCGACUCAAGAAGCUCGAAGAAAUGGCAGCGAAGCAGCGGCAGAGGGAGGAGGAGGCAGAGGAGAAGGCCCGCAAGGCGCGCGAGGAGGUCCUAGCUGCUGCUACCGAGCGCAAAACCUCCGCCUUCGUCCCGCCGGCCCUCCGCGCCCGAGGUGGAGGUUCGGCAGCCGCCGGACCUGCCGGCGAGGCUCCUCCUUCCGGACGUGGAGGUGCGGAUGAGGAUCGGUGGUCUCGGGACAGGGCUCCUGCCCCUGCUGCUGCUGCUUCUGGUGGUGCUAGUGCUGCGACUGCCUCUGCCGCGCCUGGGAAAUAUGUUCCCCCUGUUCGGGGUGGUGCUGGUGGUGCUGGGGGUGGGGCAGGAGGGGCAGGAGAAGGGGUUAGGUGGGGCGGGGAUCGCGAGCGGGAGGAGCGUGGGCGGGAGGAGCGUGGGCGCGAGGGGGGGUACAGCGGUGCGUUUGGAGGAAGGUCGGCAGGAAGGUAUGAGCCUCCGGCUCGAGGCUCAACUGCUGGUGCUGGUGAAAGGGAAAGGCCAAGUGCCCCGGCAGCAGCAGCACCAGCAGCAGCACCAGCAGCAGCACCAGCAGCGGCUGAUGCAUCGGGUGGUGGUGCACCGAAGAAGUGGGUGCCGCCGCACCAGAGGAACCGUGGGUGAAGUUGCUGAACUGAGAUUGAGAGGGGGAAGGUUGGAGGUGUCUCAAAACCAGGCAAAGAAGAGGCAAUGCAAGUGCGUGGAGUGUUUCUGGAUGAAUGCUUUGGACAUAGCGCUGGACUGCCUGGCCUCCUGAUUCCGAAAAUGGGGAGGGAGUGGCCAUGCGUGAGGAGUCUGUUUUGAGGCGCCUCAAAAAUUGAUUCCGAACAUGGGGAGAGAGUAGCCAGCCAGCCAUGCUCAGGGUGUUUCCGUCCCUUUUCCCGAAUUCCAGCCCUUAACAGGAAGUUGCCUCUUUCAUCCAGGUCUUUGCAGUGUUCUGCUGAGUUCAGCAGGUUUUUGCUCAAUAUGUGCUGUGUGCUCUUGGGUGGACUUUUGGCUGAACAGCAUGUGGACUGUUUGCCUGUGUGUUGUUAGUGUUAACUGUUGGGCAAAAAAAAAGGCUGAAAUCUGUA
Messenger RNA from Closterium sp. NIES-67, 3850 nucleotides. The record is from the annotation of a GenBank genome assembly. NCBI's taxonomy places the organism in Eukaryota, Viridiplantae, Streptophyta, Zygnematophyceae, Desmidiales, Closteriaceae.